Messenger RNA from Gamsiella multidivaricata, 1682 nucleotides. RefSeq lists its product as uncharacterized. The coding region runs from base 120 to 1574 and encodes 484 amino acids. NCBI's taxonomy places the organism in Eukaryota, Fungi, Mortierellomycota, Mortierellomycetes, Mortierellales, Mortierellaceae. Gene Ontology annotation, cellular component: nucleus. The record is from RefSeq and is a predicted model, not a curated record. Gene Ontology annotation, biological process: rRNA base methylation. The transcript is spliced from 10 exons. Gene Ontology annotation, molecular function: 23S rRNA (adenine(1618)-N(6))-methyltransferase activity.
CCUAGAGCCUGAGUUUAGAAAAAACCCCCAGCUGCAUUGAUACCUUAGUGGCCGCCGUACUUCGUCUUGUAUAUUUGAGUGUGGCUCCUCCUGUAACUUCGCCCUGUUUGAACAUUGCAAUGCCCAAGCGCAGACUUGAAGAUACGCCGGGGAUGCACCCCUCCAACCCAUAUCGCGAUAAUCCACCGGACUUUGCUGCCCUCGCUGAGCUGUAUCCGUCCCUAAAGCCAUUUGUCACCAUCAAAACCACAGGAUCAAAGACCCAGGGCACUAUCAACUUCCGGGAUCCAAUGGCACUACGUGAGCUGACCUACUGUCUCCUACGACGCGACUUCUCCAUUGAACUGGAUAUCCCAAUCGACUCUCUCUGUCCCGCUGUGCCCAACCGCGUAAACUAUGUGUGUUGGAUCGAAGACUUGAUGAGCAAUAACUCCCAAGGAAGUAUUCGCGGGAUCGACAUCGGCACAGGUGCCUCAUGUAUCUAUCCACUACUGGGUUGCACUCGGAACAAGAACUGGAAGAUGGUGGCAACAGACAUCGACGAUAGGUCCAUCUCGUAUGCAACUGAAAAUGUGGCCAGAAACAACCUCUAUCACGCUGUGAUCGUCGUCAAGAACACGUCAUCUUUAAUCUUCCCUGAUCCGUUAUUUAAAGAGGACGAUGAAAGGUAUGAUUUCUGCAUGUGCAAUCCACCCUUCUACGAGGAUGAACAGGAUAUUCAGGACAGUCUCGAAGAUAAAGAAUAUCUACCCUCGGCAACCUGUCAAGGGACGCCAAACGAGAUGAUAACGGCUGGGGGAGAGGUUCAAUUCGUGAAACAAAUGAUCGACGAGAGCCGACAAUGGCAAACGCGGAUAAGAUGGUACACGAGCAUGCUUGGGAAAAAAGAUUCAAUGGACAAAGUCGCUGCAUAUCUUAAAGAGAGCAAGAUACUAAAUUAUACCCUGACAACAUUUCGUCAAGGUCGAACAAGUAGAUGGGCCUUGGCGUGGUCCUUUGGAGAUGAGCACGCUUCUUGGGCAUCGAUUCAACACACCCCAAAAAAGAUGAUCAAGCUCGCUCCACCAGUAACGGCUCUUUCGUUCAAUGUUGCUGACACGACCCUCAAAUCGGCUGUGAACCAUGCCACGGCAAUUCUAGAUCGCAUCUCUGUUGAUUAUCAAGUGCAGAACAAAGAUUCCUUCCAUGGGGGCAAAGAGCCAAGAGUAUUUCGAGGGUCCGUCCGAACCAAUACUUGGUCGCGAGCUGCGCGGAGGGCAUUGGCCAGGAAAGCCAAGGAGCAAGACGGGGCUGCAGACGAAACCGCAACCAUUGAGCGUCCUGGAUUAUCUACACCGUUAGCCGCUAUGGCCUUCGAACUUCGCAUAUUUCCUCCCGAUGAUUCACGAGGGCCUGUAAGUAGCUCAUCAACCACGGCGUCGCCUGCCAAUACCCUUACUAUGCAGAUGACCUGGACAGUAGGACAGGAUCGCGACCUCUUUGAGUCCUUCUUUUUGCACUUUCGCACCAACUUUUUACAGCGUCUAGGACCAUCAUCAUCCCCUUCCGACAGUCCUAUUAACAAGUCAGUCUAGCCAUGAUCGUGGUCUUCUCUGGCUAGCUACACACGCGUCUAUUUUGCGCAGCAAGCUUGGCCAUAUGCGUUCGGCUCAGCAAUUGGCAAUGCCGAAAUAAAGUUGCCU